ACAACAAGAACGGCGGCCACAGCGACAAGUGCCGGCAAUAAUUGAAAUAAUUUUGUCAAAAGGAUUUUGCACCACGCAGGCGCAAAAAUAUGUUCAUAACAAGACAACCGUUAUAAAAACCGCAAACCAACGAGGACAGGCCACAGUUCGAAAUAAACUCGUAAAGUGAAAACAUCUUAAAUAAAAUAACCAACAAAAAUGUUUGCUGCUAAAAUGGAGAAAAUAUCCGCUGAAAAAGAAAAUCUACAUUGCUGUUUAGUUAAGUUUAAAUUUGCUGUGUGCAAAAUCUUUAAGCAAAUAUUAAACAAGGAUAGUAAACUAGCUGAAAACAACAACAAUAACAUCUUAGCAAAUGAUUUUCCUGAUAAUGAAAACAAGAACAACAAGGAAUGUUCCUGUGACAAUGAAAUAGAACAAAACCAGGCCAACGAACGUCUUUUAAAAGCUUCACAGCAAAAACAUCAGCCAUAUGUUCUGGCCAUAGAGACUGCAGUUGGCUCAUUUUAUUGGGACUGGGAAUGUGGCAUGCAACGUGAUAGCUUUGCUGAUUUUAACUUCAAUACACAUUGAAUGAAGGCAUUAUUCUACCAAGUACAAAGUACUCUACUUGCCAACAAGACACAAGUGUAAGUGUGUAUUAAAGGUUCAUUGAAGAAAAAGUGUUUAAACAGAAACAAAAACAGUAAUCAAGAACAAAAACUCUAACCACAAGGACCCUUUUGCCGGUUUAAUGUUUGGAAAAAAACAACAACUUAAAACGUAAACAUUCAUCGAUUCAACGUUGUAAAUGAAUGAAAAUGUGUGAAUGAAAAUGACUUUUAGCGUAAAAGUAUGCAACAACAGGUUUUUUUUUAGCCAAAACAACCCAUUCACUAGGCUGUGCAACAAACAGGGUACGCUGUGGUCAUUCAUAAAUAUGCUGCAAUGAAGCCUGUAAUGUGCCCAAGACGACAUUUACGUGUAACGAGAAUGGAGAUAAAACUUAAAAUAAUAUUACUAAUGGAAAAUUCUACACAAAUUACAUGGGAAAACAUAAGGGAAAAAUUUUAAGAAUUUUAAAUAAAAUGUCUUUAAACAUAUUCAAGUGGAAAAUUGUAAGACAACUGGAGAGUUUAAUUUAACAUUAAAGCUGAUUAUAAACUGAUUAAAAUGGUUUAAUACGAAUAUCAUAUACACUUUGCGAAACUCGUUAGAACAAGAGAACAAUUUUGCCCUUUUGAAACUUAAUCUCUGUUUCUUAUAUUAUGAUCAAGUACCUGCCUAUUUCUACACCAAUUGCAGAUGAAUUGGAAAAUGUAACGCUUUCAAAGAUUAGAGUUAGCUGUAUCGGGAAAGAACUUAUCUUCAGAAGGAAUUCAUUUGACAACUGUAACUACAAACUAUUUAACUCAAGAUAUUUGCAAAUUUCCAACAAAAGGUUUUAUAUAGAAUUGAAUUUGCAUAUUUUAUAUCAUUUAAAUCAGUGAUUUUGAAACUUAAAUGGAAUGUUAGAUAAUAAGAAGACUUAAAUUUUAUAAAUUAAAAAAUUUACCUUAAAUGUUGUUAUAAUUUUGAACAAAAGUAAAGACACUAACCUGAAAAUAAUAAAAAAAUAAUAAUUAUUAUUAAAUUAAGGUUUAAAA
Lucilia cuprina (Australian sheep blowfly) is the source of this 1622-nucleotide messenger RNA. RefSeq lists its product as uncharacterized. The record is from RefSeq and is a predicted model, not a curated record. The transcript has a single exon. Lineage: Eukaryota; Metazoa; Arthropoda; Insecta; Diptera; Calliphoridae. The coding region runs from base 199 to 570 and encodes 123 amino acids.